Theileria equi strain WA is the source of this 2058-nucleotide messenger RNA. RefSeq lists its product as hypothetical. Lineage: Eukaryota; Apicomplexa; Aconoidasida; Piroplasmida; Theileriidae. The coding region runs from base 1 to 2058 and encodes 685 amino acids. The record is from RefSeq and is a predicted model, not a curated record. The transcript has 2 exons.
AUGUAUAAUUCAGGUAAUGCAGCUACGUUCCGAGAUCCUACCUGGACUGGGCAAAGCACGGUGAGAAGAUAUUGUAUUGAGCCUACUUCGACAAUUAGACAGAUACAAUCGGAUCCUCUUGUACAGGAAAAUAGUGAUGUACUAAAGUUAUAUGUAGUAUCAAGAUGUAAUUAUUCAUCUUAUGACAAAUCAUUUUUGAUCCCACAACCGCUUUCUUAUCUUUCAGAAACGGAUGCUAUAUUGAAUACUAAUGAAAAUGUUGUAAACGAUAUAUUUGAUGAUGGUGUAUCAUCUUCUGAUGACGAUUUAUUCAACAACGUUGCUUUGGACAAGCAAACGACAAAUACACACCAUUCCGUGGUGGAUGAAAAUGAUUUUUCUGGUAUAGAUUCGCCUGAAAGCUUAUUAGGAACGUUGGAAUCUAAUGAAAAUAUAAGAGAGCUUAAGCUUUCAGAUCAAUCAUACGACAAUAUCUUUGAUCCUGGACCAUUCUCCGAUGAUUUUGAAGAUGACAAUUUAGAAGAUAUAGUUCAUACAUCUUUAAAACCAAGAGAGUCAGAAAAACUUGGAAUUAGCGAUAGAAAAAAAUCAACUAGAGAAAGUAAAGCUGAAAAUAAAGCUACCCGUAAUCAUACAACUUCACCAGAUUCAAGUGAAAAACCGAUACAUAAUGCCAUAGAAACCUCAAAACUCAACCUACACUCUAUAAGUGGUGGUAAACUAUCGCAAACACCGUUCAGAAACACAUUCAAACUUACUAGUGGUGGGACUGGUGCCUACGAAAUAUCUAAGCAUUUUAAAAAGUCAAAAUCGCAAUCUUCAAAAUUAAAUACAAAUGAUAGUUUUCAAUCUAUUGCGAACUCUAACGAUAUUUUGUAUAAAAAUAUAUCAAAUUCCGAUAGAACAAGAGAAAAUGAGUUUAAACAUGAUGAUUAUCAUGAUAUAAAUGACUUUGAAAGUGAUGGUGACUAUGAUCCUGUACGGAUACCUCCAUCCAUAGCAAACAUGGGAAAGAAAAUUUCAAAGAUUAAGAAAAAUGUUAGCAGUGCUGAUCUUUUGAAUACCUGGUACUUAACGCACGAAUCACACUCUAAAUUUGAUAUAAAUUGGAAAGAUUUUAAGGAAUAUAGCAACAUGCAGCAUAACACCCGCUAUCCAAAAAGGACAAGAUUGCCACCAGUUUGUCAUUGGGACGCUUCCAAUGGUUCCAAAAAUACUGUUUGUAUUUAUAAAACUAAGGAAUCCGAUAGACCUCUCUAUGAAUCAAUCCCGGAAGUUUCUCUUGUUAUUAGUGAGGGAAAUGGGAACAUGAAAAUGCAAAUUGUGGAAGAAAGUCGUACUCCAGAGUAUACAAACAAAAAUCAGAUGGGCAAAGCUCUACCAAUUACCGACUAUAGUGAAAAGCUAAGGCAAAAUUUGAAACGAGGUGUCUCCUCAAACAGAAGGGUCGAAGAUACUGUGUUAGGCAAUAUUAGGAAACGGUCCAAGAAACUAAGAAAGGUACACAAGCCCGAUUUGUCCGUUGAUGAGGCCCUAGAUAUCUUAAAGAAUGCACCAGAUGACCAUUCCAAGAAUGGUAAAUAUCGCACUGAUAAAACUCAUUUACUUCAAGAAGAGAUGAGAAAUAUGAAUAAUUUAAAGCCAAAUAAGGCGAAAGAGGCUCCAAUCAGAACAACAGACUCAAUAAAUGUCUUGGAUGCUGACUCAACGACGGAGUACGACGGGCAGCUAAUUUCAUAUAAAUCAAUAUACAAACCGGAUGAUGUAGAAGCUCAAAUUCAUGACGGGAACAUAUUCAAACUUAUGAUAAUGGCCCAAUUCCGCACAUCAAUAAUAGUAAUACCAGGCGGAAAUUCUGUGAAUUUUGGAAACGUCAAUUCGAAUCUGAUCUUCGGCUACCUAUUUUCUGGUGAAAAUAUAAAGAUCAAAGGAUUGGAAUCUUAUAAUAUAGUUAAUGAAAAGGAUUUCUUUUAUUUACCAAUGUAUAAUGAGUGGUCCAUAGAAAAUAAUAGUAAAACACAUGACGCUGUUAUGUUUCUAUCGUUUGUUAAUGUUUAA